UUUUGUCAUAUCAUAAUGCGGACUUUUUUUUCAUUAUUACUAGUAGAUACAUGUCAACGACUUCAGCCUCAACAAUUGCGGCGAAUAGUGAUUCAUCAUCAAUAUCAUCACUAUCCGCUUUAUCACAAAAUUCAGAAAGCGAAAUUGAAAGAAUUUCGCGUAUCAGAAAAUUAUUUGAGGAAUUGGAUUAUGAUAAAACUGGUGUUUUAGAACGCAAAAAUAUUUUAAAAGGACUUAAUAGAUUGAAAAAUCAUCCUUCAAAGAAGAAAUAUGCUUCAGAAUUGUUACAGAGAUGUGAUGUAUCAUCGGAUGGUGUAGUGGAUUUUAAUGAAUUUAAAGCUUUCGUCGAGGAAAAAGAAAAAGAAUUAUUCAAAUUAUUUUUAGAAAUCGACAAAUCAAAUGAUAUGAAGUUACAACCUGAAGAAUUAGAGAUCGCAUUAAGAAAAUCUGGCAUUAAUUGUACACAGGCUGAACUAAAGAGAUUCAUUAAUACUAUGGAUAAAGAUCAAAAUGGUGUUAUUGAUUUCUCUGAAUGGAGAGAUUUUCUUUUGCUUCUUCCUCGGGAAACAACAAUGUCAGAAAUUUUCGAAUACUAUAAAGUCAUAGCCCAAGUUAGUAUGGAUGGCGAAGUAAUAAUACCACCAACUGAUCCAAAAUAUCUUCUCGCUGGUGCGAUAGCUGGUGCAGUAAGUCGUACUGCAACAGCUCCAUUUGAUAGACUUAAAGUUUAUCUUCAAAUUCAAACCAUAUCGCCUCAACUUCUUACGAAUACAGUCAAAAACAUGAUUGUUCAAAGUGAAACGCAAGCAUCAAAAAGAUUAGUGUCCCCCGCAUCUAAUAGUAUUACUAAUGCUAUAAAAAGCAUAUAUUUAAGUGGGGGAUUAGUUAAUUUUUUUCGUGGUAAUGGAUUAAAUGUUGCAAAAAUUGCACCAGAAAGUGCAAUAAAAUUCUUUGCUUAUGAACAAUCUAAGGUUGCUGUUGCAAACCUAAUGGGAGCAAAGGAUACUGAUUCGAUAGGAAUGUCUGGACGUUUCCUUUCAGGUGGUCUUGGUGGUGUUAUAUCGCAGUUUGUUAUAUAUCCUUUAGAAACAAUGAAAACUCGUAUUAUGAGUUCAUCAGGUUUAUCAUUAAAUACCUCACCUGGUGGAAGUGUUUUUCUAAAAACAGCGAGUGAGAUGUGGAAAACACAAGGACUUCGUUCAUUUUAUAAAGGAUUAUUACCGGCCUUAAUUGGUGUUUUUCCUUAUGCUGCAGUGGACAUGAGUGUUUAUGAAGGUCUUAAAUUGGCUUAUAUUAAUCAUGAAAAAACUCUUCAUAAUGAAAAGGCAUCGAGUGUUUUUGUUUCUUUAGGUUGCGGUAUGAUUUCAGGAUCUAUUGGCGCGUCUAUUGUAUAUCCUUUAGCGCUUGUGAGAACACGGUUACAAGCACAAGGAACCCCUGGACAUCCACAAACUUAUACCGGAGCAUUUGAUGUAAUUAAAAAAACUUAUAGUAAUGAAAGAUUACGUGGUUUUUACAAAGGGUUGGUACCAGCAUUAGUGAAGGUUGUGCCUGCAGCAGCGAUUACAUAUAUGGUUUAUGAUAAAACUAAAAGUAAAUUAGAAUUAAAAUAAAUUAUAGACACUAUCACACUAAAGAUAAUAAAUAAUUAUUUAUUCUUAAUAUAUUGAUCGAUUUUCCCGAUCACUCCAAUAGAUGAUUGGUUUGGUUAUAAUUCAAAGUUUCUUGGUGUAAAAUACCAAAUACGUAUUUAUUAGUUUAAAUUUAAAAUUUGAUAAUUUAUCUUUUGCGCAUAUGCAUUUUAUCGUGGCUAUUAAUUAAUUUUUAGCUGAGGUUAAAAUUAGAGAAUAGAGUUAAGAUUUAUAGGGUUCAGGGUUAGGAAUAUUGUUACAUUUCUUAUAAGUUAAUUUCAAAAAAUAAACUGGGUUCAGUUGCUUUAAAACUAAUUCUAUAACUGAUAAUAUUUGAAAGAAAUCUAUCACAAAAAAUUAUAUAAUAACUAUUACGAGAACUUUGAUCAUGGAAGAUAAAUUUCUACGAAAGUUAAACUACCUGUAA
Molecule: messenger RNA, 2058 nt
Organism: Rhizophagus irregularis DAOM 181602=DAOM 197198
Lineage: Eukaryota; Fungi; Glomeromycota; Glomeromycetes; Glomerales; Glomeraceae
Biological process (GO): ATP transport; transmembrane transport; ADP transport
Molecular function (GO): calcium ion binding; ATP transmembrane transporter activity
Source: RefSeq, a predicted model, not a curated record